This is a messenger RNA of Carcharodon carcharias (great white shark), 1118 nucleotides long. RefSeq names its product growth arrest and DNA damage-inducible protein GADD45 gamma-like. The record is from RefSeq and is a predicted model, not a curated record. The coding region runs from base 91 to 576 and encodes 161 amino acids. The transcript is spliced from 4 exons. Gene Ontology annotation, cellular component: nucleus; cytoplasm. Gene Ontology annotation, biological process: regulation of cell cycle. NCBI's taxonomy places the organism in Eukaryota, Metazoa, Chordata, Chondrichthyes, Lamniformes, Lamnidae.
GUGGUGGCAGCAGCUGAGAGGAGCUGGAAGUGUGAUUGCAGCUACAGACUAGCUUCAAACUGCGAACGUUUCUUACAGCCUGGGAUAAAUAUGACCCUUGAGGAAUUCAGCGGCGUUGAGGAGAAGCAAGCAGAAAGCUCCGAAAGGAUGCAAGUUGCUGGCAAAGCCCUGGAAGAGCUGCUGAGCUCCGCGCAACGGCAGCACUGUUUGACCGUUGGAGUCUAUGAAUCUGCAAAAGUCAUGAAUGUUGACCCGGACAGUGUGGUGCUCUGCCUCUUGGCCACUGACGAGGAGGAUGAAGGCGACAUUGCUCUGCAAAUCCACUUCACUUUAAUUCAAGCAUUUUGCUGCGACAAUGACAUUAACAUCGUGAGAGUGAAUGACAUUCAGAGACUAGCGGAGAUCGUCGGCAACGCGGCUGACAACGAGGAGCCCAGGGAUAUGCAUUGCAUCCUAGUCACGAAUCCAAGUCAAGACUCCUGGAAAGAUCCAGCCUUAGAAAAACUUGGUGUCUUUUGUGAAGAGAGCCGCUGCACUAAUCAAUGGGUCCCCAACAUUUCAUUUCCUGAGCGUUGAAAUUAUUGCAUUGACUUGGUGGUGCUGGAAGUAUUGUAUUUUGAAGUCACUUUGUCAAGGAAAAGUGUUGGCUUCAUGGAUCUGUGGUUUAGACUGGUAUUUUGGUCAAGUCACAUGGACAUGUGACCAGUACGUUGCUGGUGAAUCGGAGGCAGUGAGGACUGAUGGCCAGGACUGAUGACUGCAGCAAGUUGGAUAAAUGGACUGUUGCACAUGACCACUUGGAUCUGGAGUGGUGAGGCGAGUGAGAAGUAUGCAGUGCAAACCUGCACAUGCCACAGAGCCCUGUUUGUUAUUGGAGGAGAUUAAAUGAUGGAUCAAGACCAGCAUGGAAGCUGUGGGACUUUUAUCUGAUUCUAUAACUAGACUGCAUUUAGUUGUGGAACAGUAACUUAUUUGACUCCAGAAUGGAAUUCAAACAUCUUAUUUAUAGCUCUGAGCUCUAAAUUUUUAAGAGAUGUAUUUUUUUAGAAAAUGGAUACAUGGUUCAUUCUUCAUGUAAAGCAGAAGAAUUAAUUACUGAAAUAAAGGAUAUAAAUGUC